Paramecium tetraurelia is the source of this 1533-nucleotide messenger RNA. RefSeq lists its product as uncharacterized. The transcript is spliced from 2 exons. The record is from RefSeq and is a predicted model, not a curated record. NCBI's taxonomy places the organism in Eukaryota, Ciliophora, Oligohymenophorea, Peniculida, Parameciidae.
AUGAAAUCUUUAAAAAGUAAUCAUCAAUACUUACUACAAUUGCAUGAUACUAUAGCUACAACUAUUGACAAGAUUACUCCUAAUUCUAUAAGGAAAUUGGAAGAGCAAACAUUCCAAUUAUAUAGUGCUAAGAACUAUUUCUCUUUGAAAGAAGUAAUAAGUAUCAUCGAAAACUUUCUACUUCUCUUUAAUCCUUCUAACAAAUAUGAUCUAUGUAGAUAUUGGUAAUCCCUUGAAGAGAAUGGAUUUGAUCCUGUUUUGGAGUACAAUAAGGCAGUUGAAGGUUUCUAAAUUCAUUAUCAUCCUUCAUCUGAAGACAUGUUCAGAAUAAUCUUACAAAUCUCAAGGUUUCUCAAGGAAUUUGGUGAUUUUGAAACCAGGAACACACCUAUAUUUAGACACCCACCUAUAAUUGGAGUAUUGAGUGACUUAUAUGAUAUCGGAUUGCUCUAAGAGAUACUGAAACUUGACCUUUAUUAUGACAAAGCACCUGAAUUAAAGGAGUUUGAUCCAGCUAAACAUUUGAAGCGUGUUGCUAAACCAAAAACAGCUCCUGUGCUUUCCAAGAUGGAGUCACUCAAUGUAGAGAUACAACAAAAUAGAUAAUUGAUCAGAACACAUUAUCUUUCAAUGAUAUCUAAACCCUUCGAGUAAACUGAAAAUGAAGAAGAACCUUCUGAAGAUGUGGAUUAAUUGGCUGAAGAACUUAAUCACAAAUUGAGAAAGGUCAUUUAAUAAAGGGAAGAGAACCUAUCCUAAGAGUAAUUGUAAUCAAGCGAGCGAGAAUCUACUGAUUAUUAUUAUAAGAGAUGGAUUUGGAUCCAAUUUCCAUGGGCUUGUAUGAGUAUUGAUAAGAAUUGCGAUUACUCCGUGGUCAUCAAACAAUGUUUCUCUUCAGCGACAGAUUACAUGAGCGUUGAGGAUGAGAAUGCUUUCACAGAGUCAGCACUUAAAAUAGCACUCGAAGCAAAGAGAAAGCGAAAGGAGAUGUAUGAGUAAAAGCAAGAACAAGAAACUCAAUUAUAACUUAUUCCUUAAGUGCCUGUGCUAGUAUAGAAGGGAUAGGAGGAGGUCUUGAAAAAGCAAAAAAGAGAACAAAUAGAGUUUAGUACGAUAUCAAGCCAAAGAUAUGCUAGAUCCUCAGCAGUAAUCUUACCUCCUGUAUCUAAUAGGAGUGCUGUGUUGACGUAGGAAGAUGCACCAUAAGAUAAUCAUAAAAGUCAUUUGAUGUUUAUAACCUCAGAUUUUACAGAUUCAAAUUAUCUUAAUGAAGAAUCAAAAACAUUUAAAUUAAAGUAGGCGGUAGUACCAAAUGAUGGAUAAGAGACUUAGCAUUUACUUGAGAAAUUGAAGAAAUAAAAAAGUAAAUUUAAACAGUUUGCUUCCAAUUCUGUUUCUCAUGGGAAUUAUAAGAUUACUGAGAUUUUUCCAAUCGUCAAGGGAAACAUACUAUAACAUUCGACAUCCCAGUUCAACUCUACUACAGUAUCAAGCAAGGUAGAUGAGGUAAAAAUUGGAUUAGGUUAUUUAUGA